Phymastichus coffea is the source of this 1011-nucleotide messenger RNA. RefSeq names its product DNA-directed RNA polymerase II subunit RPB3 (gene RpII33). The record is from RefSeq and is a predicted model, not a curated record. Gene Ontology annotation, molecular function: DNA binding; protein dimerization activity; DNA-directed RNA polymerase activity. Gene Ontology annotation, cellular component: RNA polymerase II, core complex. The coding region runs from base 107 to 934 and encodes 275 amino acids. Gene Ontology annotation, biological process: DNA-templated transcription. Lineage: Eukaryota; Metazoa; Arthropoda; Insecta; Hymenoptera; Eulophidae. The transcript is spliced from 5 exons.
AUUGGAGAAGUACCCUUAAUUUUAAGUUAUCUGAGUUUGUGGUAUCGUCGGCUUUUAUUUAUUCUAAUUUACUUGUUAGAUUUAUUACUAAUUAACAAAAGGCAAAAUGCCGUACGCUAAUCAACCUACAGUGCAUAUUUCAGAACUCACAGAUGAAAACAUCAAGUUCCAAGUCGAAGACACAGAACUCAGUGUGGCCAAUAGUUUGAGAAGAGUAUUUAUUGCUGAAACACCAACUAUGGCUAUCGAUUGGGUACAAAUAGAAGCUAAUUCAACAGUUUUGAGUGAUGAAUUUUUGGCUCACAGAAUUGGAAUGGUCCCAUUAAUAAGCGAUGAUGUUGUAGAUCGGAUCCAAUAUACAAGAGACUGUCAAUGUAUGGACUUCUGCCCCGAGUGUUGUGUUGAAUUUACAUUAGAUGUGAAAUGUUCAGACGAGAAAACUAGACAUGUUACAACAUCGGACUUAAAGUCUAGUGAUCACAGAGUAGUUCCAGUUACUUCAAAGCAUCGAGAAGAUACAAAUGAAUAUGAAGAAACAGAUGAAAUUCUCAUUGUAAAGUUACGUAAGGGUCAAGAGUUAAAGCUCAGGGCUUAUGCUAAGAAAGGUUUUGGUAAAGAACAUGCUAAAUGGAAUCCUACUGCAGGAGUUAGUUUUGAGUAUGAUCCAGAUAAUGCUAUGAGACAUACUUUGUAUCCUAAACCUGAUGAGUGGCCAAAAUCAGAAUAUUCUGAAUUGGAAGAGGAUCAAUAUGAAGCUCCUUUCAAUUGGGAAGCCAAGCCAAACAAAUAUUUUUACAAUGUGGAGAGUAGUGGAGCAUUAAAGCCAGAAAACAUUGUUUUGAUGGGAGUUGCAGCAUUAAAAAACAAACUUUCUAAUUUGCAGACUCAGUUGAGUCAUGAAGUACAGAGUGAUGCUCUUAGUAUCCAUCAUUAAAUAUAAUGUAUCUAUUUUGUAAAUUUGUUUUUAUAGAUAAGACCUAUUCCGUAAUUAAAUAAAUAAAUAAUAUGCUU